Messenger RNA from Symsagittifera roscoffensis, 1326 nucleotides. RefSeq lists its product as uncharacterized. The transcript has 5 exons. Bases 32 to 1027 code for a protein of 331 amino acids. The record is from RefSeq and is a predicted model, not a curated record. NCBI's taxonomy places the organism in Eukaryota, Metazoa, Xenacoelomorpha, Acoela, Convolutidae.
AACUUAUUAAAUAGAUCAAAUUGUAUUUGAAAUGGAAGGUGACUGCGGCGGUGAUAAUAAUGGCGGAUGGGACGAGGAAGAGUGGCACCCGCCCACCGAGGCAGAGAUGAAAGUGAUCCAGGCGAGGAGAGAGAGGAGCGACAAGGUGAGCAAGAUCAUGGGUCAAUACUUGCUGAAGGGACACAGGAUGUUGGACAGUGUAUGUCCCACCUGCUCCUGUAUACUCCUCCGGCUCCUCCCCUCGAACAGUCUCCACUGUGUCUCAUGUGUUGAUCUCGACUCUGAGAUCAAAAAGGACGACCCCGCUCUCAAUUCGGCUGCUGCGUCGUCGACCGUAACUGAAGAGCAGCACAGAGAUAAAGACUCAACUGCGAACGCAACUUCUUCUGAAAGAGAUCACAGAUGCUACUCUUAUUCAACAGCCUCAUAUACCACCAUCUCAACUAGUUUCAAGCGGACUCAAUCCAACACGACCAAUAGUUCCUCAGCCUCUAUUUCUAGUUUCCAUUUAGGUGCCCCAAAGACUAAAUUGGCUUUGAAGCAAGAAGUGAGCGAAGUUGAAGAACACGCGACUGGGUCUGCGGUAAGAGCCGAACCGGAGAAUCUCUCACGAUCACAAUUGACAGCGGUGCACGACAUUCCAGCUGCUGCAAAUAGUAACAAAGCCGACCUUGCAGCACCUAUGAGCAAACAUAAUGUCGAGGAACCGACAACGUCGAUGCACAACCCAGUUUCUGCAGUAUCUAUUGGCGAGGAGUCUUUUCACUUGGGAGACGAGAUUCGGCGAGUAUCUCGGGUUGAUUCGAUUGAUAAUUUUUCGGAGAUGAGUAAAAUUGCAUUGCAAACGACCAUAUCCAAUUUGACUUUACAGCUACAGAAAGUAAACAGAUGCCUCUCAAACUUUGAUGAUGUUGAUCCUGUUUUUGGAUUUUCAAGCUCCUAUUUUGAAUUGUUAAAUGUUGUUUCUAAACUAAGUCAGUCGCUCAGUUCUGCUGCUGAAGCGUACAAUCGCCUGGGUGAAAUUUAAUUUUUGCUUGCAAUAAUUUGUGAAAUAUCUUCAAGUCACAAAAGUUGAUAAAUUAAGAAAAAUGGACAAUGACUGAAUUGGUUGUGAACAAAAUGAUUUUUUGAGAUUUUCUGUUUUUUUGCUCAAAUGUUGAAAAAUAAACACCUUAUUUUGUGUGAAUGAGCACAAUAACUGUGAACUUAUUUAUUGACUGUUUGUAAAUGUCUGUUCCAUCGAUAGUGAAGUUAAAUCUAGCGGUACUUGGAUUUCAAAUAAAGUAUAAAUUUUGAAAUUCUCGCUGAAAUAAAACGUAUACAUUG